AUGCCGCCCAAACCUGCUCAAUUCGGCAGAAUAGGCCUCGUCAUUCCGCUCUUCUACCGCGUCUUCUUCCUAGGCAUCGAGCCCAUCUCUGCUCUUGUCGGUGCCUAUUACGCACACGUGCGACCCGACGACUAUCUCCAGCUCACUCACGCCGUCUCAAAACCCGAAGUCAUUCCCCAAGGAACCUCGAUCGUCCUCUCCCAGCUCGCCAACCUAUACCUGCUCUUUGCUCUCAAUGAAGCCCUCGUUCUUCGCGCCACAUCAGACCUGCGCGUCUGGAAGACCGUCCUGUUCGUGCUCCUUGUAGCCGACUUUGGACACUUGUACACAGUUCGAAGCUUAGGGCCAGAGGUGUACUACAACUUCGCCAAGUGGAACGCCAUCGACUGGGGAAAUGUCCCGUUCGUAUACUUUGGUGCCUCGAUGAGGGUCGCAUUUCUGGCCGGCGUCGGAUUAAGCGGGCGACCGGCACCUACAAGAAAGCAACAGUAG
Colletotrichum costaricense is the source of this 492-nucleotide messenger RNA. RefSeq lists its product as uncharacterized. Lineage: Eukaryota; Fungi; Ascomycota; Sordariomycetes; Glomerellales; Glomerellaceae. The coding region runs from base 1 to 492 and encodes 163 amino acids. The record is from RefSeq and is a predicted model, not a curated record. The transcript has a single exon.